AUGACGUCCACUAUCGACCAUUCAUCAGAGAACGUGUCUCAUAUUAAUGUACGUUUCGGUGGUACUUCACAUUCACUCGAUGUCGAGCCGCCACCUUCGAGUAAUCCACUACAGAUGGAACAUACGCACGAUGGUCAAAUUCCUGAGGAAACCAGUAUCACAUCCACUGCAAUAUCAUGCGAAGAACAAAAGCAUACCCAACCGCCGGAGGAAACUCAUCCAGUAGACGUCGAUGUGCCAUCUGCGUCCAACGAAAUUGAGAUAGAUAGUCAGGUCUCGCCUGAACCCAGUCUUGAUGGCCACCUGCUAGCAAACACAUCAGAACAAAACGAAACUGUACAGAACGUAGCAAAUGAGCAAAUCAAUUGCAACGAGCAAAGUGUGAAUAUGUAUGAAGAUGCUCGCUAUAUCUUAGGACAUCUGCAUGGUAUGAUCGAAGAUAUGAAACCAAUUUUAACGUCUCUACCAUCUUACAUUGAAGACAGAGAACACGCUCUGCAACAACCAGUUUCGUUUCCUACGGAUUUCGAAACCAAACUCGAAAUACCAGUGCGAACUCUGAUGGAUGUUUUUCGACACAUUGCCGAAAUCAUGCGUGAGAAUAAUCAGACGCAAAAUGCAACUCUUGACGCGAAACAAACAAACGAAACGGCCGAAAAACGAGUUUCAGCGCCCAGCGAAGAGAAUCAUGGCCAGUUGAAUGAACAAUUUCAAACCACCACAGAUGUAUCACCAUCUACUGUUCCAAAACCAAGUCUUUCAGAAUUAUUAUCAAACUUGCUACCAAUUCCAUCGGGAAAAAUUCUGUCCAAGCUAGAGCUUAAGGAAGAGCCAUUGGAAUUUUUGAAGGCGCGUUAUAUCAAGUGCUUAAGCAAGGGAGAACGGACUCCAAUUCAUUCAGAAAACAACCUUAAAGGAUUAACUGUGACAUGGUCGGAACUAACCAAACAUGAUGCGAAGAGUUUAUAUAUUGUUGCUCAAUUGUUAUCUUAUGAUGGCAAACCACAUCCAACAAAAGUUCUGAUACCACCGGAAACGACAAUUAAGCCAGAGUGCCUAGAAAAUAACACACGGCCAUCGCUUUCCGAUCUCGUCAUUAGCGCAGAGUACGGAUACAAUCCCAACAAUCAAAGCAUUCUCUAUCGCGUGACAGACGAAGAAUAUAACAAGUGUGAAAAGACAUUGGAAAUGUAUGUCUUUAAUCGUUAUCAAUGCGAUAAUACAAUAGACAAUACAAUUGAAAAACAGGUGCACAAACUGUGCAGACUAUUAGUUUGCAUUUGUUGUCUAACGAAGGAACAAACCUUAGAACAGAUAUCCGGGGUCAUCCAUUCGUCUUGGAUUGAAGAAAGUAAAGGUACGAAACGCUUAGCUGUUUUGGAAGAAGAGAUAUCUCCGAAAAAGCUUUGCCGAUGUGGCAGGGAUAUAAUACAGGUGCCGUUGAAUACCGAAAGUGAAAAAAACGGUUUGCUCGUGGAAGUUGACGGUCAACCUUUGAAAUUCCAUGAGUUUCGUGGCGUAACACACAAGAGAAUCCAAAUACCAUCGCGUCCUUAUGUCGAAAUGAGAAGUCUACACCUGACGGUUUUGAAGGAAAGCGUUUUGGAAACAGUUAAACUAGGCAAAAAUCCAUAUGAAUCGACUAGUCUUGAAAAACUCCAACUUCUCGAUACGGAUAUUGAUUAUGCAGAUGCUGAAACAGCUUGCGGUCACCGACAAAGUUGA
This is a messenger RNA of Adineta ricciae, 1725 nucleotides long. The record is from the annotation of a GenBank genome assembly. NCBI's taxonomy places the organism in Eukaryota, Metazoa, Rotifera, Eurotatoria, Adinetida, Adinetidae.